Molecule: messenger RNA, 390 nt
Organism: Pleuronectes platessa (European plaice)
Lineage: Eukaryota; Metazoa; Chordata; Actinopteri; Pleuronectiformes; Pleuronectidae
Gene: dynlrb1
Product: dynein, light chain, roadblock-type 1
Exons: 3
Biological process (GO): microtubule-based movement
Cellular component (GO): cytoplasmic dynein complex; cytoplasm; centrosome
Molecular function (GO): dynein intermediate chain binding
Source: RefSeq, a predicted model, not a curated record
CACACUGGGUCUCAGCAGCAGAACGAACUGACGCUCCCUGUGUCUCUGUCUCAGGCUGAAGUUGAAGAGACUCUGAAGAGGAUCCAGGGUCAGAAAGGAGUUCAGGGAAUCAUCAUCGUCAACUCGGAGGGAAUCCCUGUGAAGACGACGCUGGACAACUCCAGCACGGUGCAGUACGCCGGACUCAUCCACCAGCUGGUGAUGAAGGCCAGGAGCACCGUCAGGGACAUCGACCCCCAGAACGACCUCACCUUCCUGCGGAUCCGCUCAAAGAAGAACGAGAUCAUGAUCGCUCCAGGUAUCCAUCCAUCCAUCCUUCCAUCCAUCCAUGCUGAGCGAGUCUCAUAUAAGGAUUAUUUCUUGAUCGUCAUCCAGAAUCCCUCAGACUGA